Molecule: messenger RNA, 1160 nt
Organism: Rana temporaria (common frog)
Lineage: Eukaryota; Metazoa; Chordata; Amphibia; Anura; Ranidae
Product: THAP domain-containing protein 1-like
Exons: 3
Coding region: 124-948 (274 amino acids)
Source: RefSeq, a predicted model, not a curated record
UGUUACGUGAGGCGCGCCGUGACGUGCUCGGAGUUCCAGGAAGUGAGCCGCCAUUUUGUAGAAGACAGAGCCCGCUGCAGACUCAUCCUACUCGUACUGCUUUGGAAAACAUUCUAAGAAAAAAUGACUGUCUGUGCUGCGAACGGCUGUAAGAAUCGCCUGUCAAAAGGAUGCGGCAAGCAUUUUUUUAGAUUUCCAAUUAAAAAUCCUGAAUAUCUUGCCAAAUGGCUUGCUGUCCUUCGCCGUGACAAGUGGAAACCAUCAAUAUACAGCAGGCUAUGUAGCGACCACUUCACAGAAAAUGAUUACAUGUUGCGACCGGGGGCCUCAUUUCCUUAUCUGCGCCUGGAUGCUGUGCCUUCCAUUAUUGAUGGGGUCUGUAUAAAAAAAGAACCAGUGAAGAAGCUUCCAAAACCAAUAGAGAUUAGCCCAUCUACCUCAGUCUUGCCUAAUAAGCCACCAUGUGGCACACCUGCACCAGAGGUGGGCACGGCUGAGCACUCCUAUUCUGUUAUUUCAUAUAAGGAUGUGGCCGAAACUCCAAAAGUGGAUCCUGUUCUGGUUAAUUUAAGGAGGAAGAAGAACACAUUGCAGAAACAAGUUUUAAGGCAGAGGAACAGCAUAACCAACCUGAAGAAGCUGAUUGUGCAGCAGCGAAACAACAUACAAGGAAAUGAUCCUGUGCAACUAAUGUCAAAGUACUUCAAAGGAUUAACAUUGGAUAUGUUCAGACAUUUAGUUCAAAAUGGAAAGAAUAACAAAGGAGUACAAUUCUCCAAGGAGAUCAAGGGAUUUGCUGUCACUCUAUAUUACUAUUCCCCAGUAGCUUACGAAAUUUGCCAACCAGUUCUUUCUUUACCUGAUUUGGGGACUUUGAGAGAAUGGAUGCCUUCAGUAGUGGACAUGUCUCAUUCUGGGGUAGUCAUUCAGACAGAGGAAGCCAGCUAAAUGGAUUGGAAUGUCCUAGUAAUAGAGGAUUAAGGGAGCCAUCGGCAGGUUUUCUUUUUUUUUGUUCUUACCUGUACUAAAAAUUAGAUGGCUAAAUUGGAUUGGUUCCUGAGAGUAACACUUCUUUUUAUACAUGCGUCGCAAGAAAAAGCACAUAAGAUAUCGGAUUGUUUUUCUUUAGUCAAUAAAUGUGUUCUGGAAAAAUAUAGCUG